Messenger RNA from Symbiodinium sp. CCMP2456, 5247 nucleotides. The record is from the annotation of a GenBank genome assembly. NCBI's taxonomy places the organism in Eukaryota, Dinophyceae, Suessiales, Symbiodiniaceae.
AUGUGUUGGUGGCACUUGUCGAGGUGGUGCCUGAAGCAAGAGGCAGGAACAGAUCGAAAACAACAGCAAGCUUUGCUACUGUCGUCUGCCGCGGCACUUGUGGAAGUGGCUGACGUCGAAGUGCUUGUUGAUGAAGUACUCGAUGUGCUGGAGGAUGUGCUACUUGUAGACGUGCUUGAUGUGCUGGACGCAGUCGUGCUUGUAGACGAUGUGCUGCUUGAACUGCUGCUGGUGCUUGUGCUGGACGUUGAAGUUGUAGAACUUGAUGAUGUCGUUGAGCUGGAAGUUGAGGUGCUGCUUGAUGUUGUGCUCGACGACGUGGUAGAAGUGGUGGAUGUCGAGGUGGUGCUGGAAGAAGAAGUCGUGGAUGAGGUCGAUGAGCUUGAUGUGGACGUGCUCGUUGAGCUAGUUGUGCUAGUGCUAGUUGAGGAUGACGUGCUAGUCGAAGUUGUGCUGCUCGAAGUUGAUGUAGACGAGGACGUUGUGGAUGUGGAUGACGUAGUGGAGCUGGACGACGAGCUGGAUGAACUAGUGGUGCUUGUGGUUGAUGUGCUACUUGAUGAAGAUGUGCUAGUGGAAGUGGAAGAAGUUGACGUGGUUGUUGUGGACGACGAGGAAGAGGAAGAGGUAGAAGUGCUGCUGGAUGUUGUGGUAGUCGUGCUGCUUGAGGUGCUUGUUGUGGAUGUCGAAGUGGUAGAUGAAGAAGAACUUGAUGACGUGGAGGUGGAAGAUGUACUGCUGGAGGAGGUGCUAGUAGAAGUGCUGCUUGUGGUGCUCGAAGUAGUGGAAGAUGUAGAGGUAGAAGAUGUGGAGCUUGACGUGCUGCUUGUAGACGAGGAGCUCGUGCUUGUUGUCGAUGUGGUGCUGGACGAACUUGACGUCGAUGAUGACGACGUCGAAGACGUGGACGUUGAGGAUGUCGAUGUGGAAGACGUCGAUGUUGAAGUGGAGGAGGUGGAAGACGUUGAUGUGGAAGUGGUUGUCGUGGAUGAAGUGGAUGUCGAAGUGGUCGAUGUAGAAGAAGUUGAGCUGGACGAACUUGAAGUGGAAGAAGUCGAGGAAGAGGAGCUUGAUGUGGAGGACGUUGAAGUUGUAGAUGUCGUCGUGCUGCUAGACGACGUCGAUGUGCUGGUGCUUGUGGAGCUAGACGUUGACGUCGUGCUGCUACUGGUACUGCUGGUCGAUGUUGAUGUUGAUGUCGUGCUGCUGGAGGAUGUGGACGUGGAAGUCGUGCUGGACGAGCUGCUGGUGGUGCUUGAUGUGCUUGAAGAUGUGGAGGUGGAAGUUGUUGAGCUUGAAGUGGUGGAAGUAGACGAGCUACUUGUUGAGGAGGUGGUCGUUGAUGUGGUGCUGGUAGAUGACGUGCUCGUGCUCGAAGUUGAGCUACUGCUUGUUGAGGUUGAUGUUGUUGAAGUUGUACUGCUGCUGGAGGAAGAUGUUGAAGUGCUCGAUGUGCUGGUGCUGGACGUGGUGGUUGAAGAAGUCGUUGUGCUCGUGCUGCUUGUAGUAGACGAAGAUGUGGAGGAAGUUGUUGAAGAGGAUGUGCUGCUCGACGUGGACGAUGUCGUGCUGCUGCUGGUGGACGUCGAUGUUGUGGAAGAGCUGCUUGUCGAAGUUGAUGACGACGAGGUCGAGCUAGUUGUGGUCGAUGUCGUCGAUGUAGACGUGGUGCUUGAGGAACUUGUCGUGCUGCUGGAUGUAGAAGUCGAAGAAGAAGAUGUGCUUGUCGAGGAUGUACUGGAACUCGUGGAAGAUGUUGAAGAGGUGGAUGUGGUUGAAGAUGUGGAAGAUGUUGAAGACGUGCUUGAAGUCGUUGACGUCGUGCUGCUGCUGCUGGUACUUGAAGUGCUUGAUGUGGUCGAACUACUGCUGGUUGAUGUCGUCGUCGAGCUCGACGUGGAGGAUGUUGUGCUUGAAGAUGAGCUGGAGCUGGUUGUUGAUGUCGUGCUGGAUGUGCUGGAGGAAGUCGUCGUGGUGCUCGAGGUUGAAGUUGAGGUUGAAGUGCUGGAAGUGCUGGUUGUAGAUGUCGAAGUUGAUGAGGUGCUGCUGGUGGACGUGGAUGUCGAGGAAGAUGUGCUGGAGGAAGAAGUGGUCGAAGUGCUGCUAGUAGAAGAAGUCGUGCUGGUGCUCGUAGAUGUCGAUGAGCUCGAGGUCGUGGUGCUUGUGGUAGAACUUGAGCUCGUAGAGGAAGAUGAGGAAGACGUUGACGAGGUGGAUGUUGAAGUUGUGCUGGAUGACGUGGAUGAAGUGCUGGUUGAAGUGGUUGUUGAAGUCGAUGAUGUGGAGCUUGUUGAUGUGCUGGAACUUGUGGUACUGCUGGAUGAUGUGCUCGUGCUGCUACUUGUAGUGCUGGAAGUCGACGAAGUCGUGCUGCUGGUGCUGCUGGUGGAUGUUGUGGUGGAGGAUGUUGACGUUGACGAAGUGGAGCUCGAUGACGUGGAUGUCGUGCUGCUGGUGCUGCUGGUGGACGUGGUCGUGGACGAUGUUGAAGUCGAGGAUGUUGAACUCGAUGAUGUUGUGCUCGAGGACGUCGACGUGGAAGUCGUUGUACUCGAUGACGUAGAUGUAGACGACGAGGUCGUCGAUGAGGUUGAUGUGGAAGAGCUGGUUGUCGAGGAUGUUGACGUGCUGGAGCUGGUGGUGCUGCUAGAGGAUGUGCUCGUGCUGCUGCUUGUCGUGCUGGAAGUCGACGAUGUUGUGGUGCUGGUGCUGCUGGUGCUUGUCGUGGUGGAGGAUGUUGACGUGGACGAAGUGGAGCUCGAUGACGUUGUGCUCGAGGAUGUCGACGUCGAGGAUGUCGUACUGGAUGAUGUGGAUGUGGACGACGAGGUCGUCGACGAAGUGGACGUGGAAGAGGUUGUUGUCGACGACGUUGAUGUGCUGGAACUUGUGGUGCUGCUUGAUGACGUGCUUGUGCUACUGCUGGUCGUGCUGGAUGUCGAGGAUGUCGUGCUGCUUGUGCUGCUGGUGGACGUCGUGGUGGACGAUGUUGAAGUCGAGGAUGUGGAGCUCGAUGAUGUGGUGCUUGUUGAUGUUGUGCUGGAAGAUGUUGACGUGGAAGACGUGGUGCUGGAUGACGUGCUUGUGCUACUGCUGCUCGUGCUGGAAGUCGAGGAUGUCGUGCUGCUGGUGCUGCUGGUGGACGUGGUCGUGGACGAUGUUGAGGUGGAGGAUGUUGAACUCGAUGACGUUGUGCUUGAGGACGUCGACGUGGAAGACGUGGUACUCGAUGACGUGGAUGUAGACGACGAGGUCGUCGAAGAGGUUGAAGUGGAAGAGCUGGUUGUCGAGGAUGUUGACGUGCUGGAGCUGGUGGUGCUGCUAGAGGAUGUGCUCGUGCUGCUGCUUGUCGUGCUGGAAGUCGACGAUGUCGUGCUACUGGUGCUGCUGGUGGUUGUUGAGGUGGAUGAGGUAGAAGAUGACGAUGUAGAACUGGAUGAUGUAGUGCUCGAGGACGUAGAUGUGGAAGAUGUUGUACUGGAUGACGUCGACGUGGACGAAGAUGUCGUGGAAGAGCUGGUUGUUGAGGAGGUUGUGGUGCUGCUUGAUGACGUGCUUGUACUACUGCUGGUCGUGCUGGAAGUCGAGGACGUCGUGCUGCUGGUGCUGCUGGUGGAUGUAGUGCUCGAGGAUGUCGAACUCGAUGACGUGGUGCUCGAGGACGUCGACGUAGAAGAUGUUGUACUGGAUGAUGUCGAUGUGGACGACGAGGUCGUCGACGAAGUGGACGUGGAAGAGCUUGUUGUCGACGAAGUUGAUGUGCUGGAGCUGGUGGUGCUGCUUGAUGACGUGCUUGUACUACUGCUGGUCGUGCUGGAAGUCGAGGACGUCGUGCUGCUUGUGCUGCUGGUGGAUGUUGUGGUGGAUGAUGUUGAAGUUGACGAGGAUGUGGAGCUUGUUGAUGUCGUGCUCGAGGAUGUCGAACUGGACGAAGUUGUGCUAGACGAGGUUGUACUUGACGAGGUUGAACUCGUGGAAGAGGUUGUGGAGGAAGAGGAUGUGGAGGUUGUAGAAGAUGAUGAAGUAGAUGAUGAUGAAGACGUGCUGGUAGUCGAACUGCUGCUGGACGAAGUUGAUGUUGAGCUUGUGCUUGAAGAUGUCGUGCUAGUAGUGGAGCUCGACGAUGUGCUGGUUGAGGUCGAAGUGCUGGACGAUGUGCUGGUACUGGUCGUUGAAGUCGUGCUGGACGAGCUCGUCGAUGUUGAAGAUGUGCUUGUACUUGUUGAGGUCGACGAUGACGUGGUCGUCGUGCUGGAUGUUGAUGUCGAUGUGGAACUCGAAGAUGUUGUGGAGGAGGUCGACGAGGUGCUGCUGCUGGUCGUGGUGGACGUGGUACUGGAAGACGAAGUGGAAGAAGACGAAGUGGAAGAAGACGAAGUGGUGCUCGUAGAUGUGCUGGUUGUGGUACUGCUGGUGGUUGUGCUGGAUGUGCUGCUUGUCGUGCUGCUUGAUGUGGAGGUGGUGCUGCUGCUGGAGCUGCUCGUUGAAGUUGAAGUGGUGGACGUGGAUGAAGUAGAAGAUGAGGAAGACGAAGUCGUCGUCGAGGUGGUGGACGUUGAUGACGUCGACGUGGAUGUUGAUGACGACGACGUUGUCGAUGUGGAGGUGCUGCUGGUUGAAGUUGUGCUUGUGGUGCUAGAUGAUGUCGUAGUACUGGACGAAGAGGUGCUGGACGAAGUCGACGUUGAUGUACUGGUGCUGCUCGUCGAAGAGCUACUGCUGCUUGUUGUGCUGGUCGAAGUGCUGGAUGACGUGGUGCUGGUGGUCGAGCUUGAUGUGCUGCUUGUCGUGCUGCUGGAUGUGGAAGUGCUGCUGCUGCUGGAGCUGCUCGUUGAAGUCGAAGUGGAGGACGUAGAUGAAGUAGAACUUGAUGUGGACGAUGUCGUCGUUGAGGAAGUUGAAGACGAUGAAGUCGACGUUGAUGUGCUGCUGCUUGAAGAUGUGCUUGUGGUGCUAGUCGAUGUUGAGGUACUGGAAGACGAAGUGCUGGACGAAGUCGAAGUUGAGGUGCUGGUGCUGCUUGUAGAAGAUGUCGAUGUUGAAGAACUGCUUGUUGACGUGGUGCUGCUGCUGGUCGUAGUGGAUGUGGUACUGGAAGACGAAGUGGAAGAAGACGAAGAGGUGCUCGUAGAUGUGCUGGUUGUGGUACUGCUGGUGGUCGUGCUGGAUGUACUGCUUGUCGUGCUGCUUGAUGUCGAGGUGCUGCUGCUGCUGGAGCUGCUCGUUGAAGUUGAAGUGGUGGACGUG